Tarenaya hassleriana is the source of this 3401-nucleotide messenger RNA. Its product is annotated as GPI ethanolamine phosphate transferase 1. Gene Ontology annotation, biological process: GPI anchor biosynthetic process. NCBI's taxonomy places the organism in Eukaryota, Viridiplantae, Streptophyta, Magnoliopsida, Brassicales, Cleomaceae. The transcript is spliced from 18 exons. Gene Ontology annotation, cellular component: endoplasmic reticulum membrane. The record is from RefSeq and is a predicted model, not a curated record. Bases 30 to 2999 code for a protein of 989 amino acids. Gene Ontology annotation, molecular function: mannose-ethanolamine phosphotransferase activity.
AUCUUUAAACGCGGACGACGACGAAAAAAAUGAGGAGCGACGGGAUCUUGGGGAUCCGAGGUUCGGACCAGAACCCAGCAACCGCUGUUGCUAAGGCAGGGGGAUGGCUGAGGACACGAGAGACGUGGCUCGUGGUUAUCGGCGUGGCUCUUCACGCGGUCUACAUGCUCAGCAUCUUCGACAUCUACUUCAAGACACCCAUCGUCCACGGCAUGGAUCCCGUGCCUCCCCGAUUCCCAGAGCCUCCGGCGAAACGGCUCAUUCUUCUUAUCUCGGAUGGUUUACGUGCUGAUAAAUUCUAUGAGCCGGACUCGAAAGGGAAAUACAGAGCACCGUUCUUGAGAAGUAUAAUAAAACACCGUGGGCGUUGGGGAGUUUCUCAUGCUCGCCCCCCGACAGAAUCCAGACCUGGGCACGUUGCUAUCAUUGCUGGAUUCUAUGAAGAUCCCAGCGCAGUUACGAAAGGAUGGAAAGCUAAUCCUGUUGAAUUUGAUUCUGUUUUUAACCGCAGCCGCCAUACAUUUGCUUUUGGUAGCCCGGACAUUGUUCCUAUUUUCUGUAGUGCCUUACCUCACAGCACCUGGAAUUCAUAUCCUCACGAGUUCGAAGACUUUGCUACUGAUGCCUCCUUUUUGGAUGAGUGGUCAUUAGAUCAAUUCCAAGGCCUUCUCAACAAGUCUCAUGAUGACCCAAAGUUGAAGGACCUCCUCCAUCAGGAUAAACUUGUUUUUUUUCUUCACCUACUUGGUUGUGACUCCAAUGGUCACGCUCAUCGACCUUACUCAUCGAUUUAUCUGAACAACGUCAAAGUUGUUGAUAGAAUAGCUGAAAGGGUCUACCAUCUUCUGGAAGAUUAUUACGGAGACAACCGCACAACGUAUGUAUUUACAGCUGAUCAUGGAAUGAGUGACAAAGGGAGUCACGGAGAUGGGCAUCCUUCAAACACAGAUACUCCAUUAGUUGCCUGGGGAGCUGGCAUCAAAUAUCCAAAGCCAACAUCCAGUGACAGUCAUUCCGAUACCGUGUCUAAAUUUGUUGACGAACAUGCGCAUGACAUGCCAACACCUCAUGGAUGGGGCCUUAGCAGUAUUGAGAGACUUGACGUUAAUCAGGCAGAUAUAGCACCACUUAUGUCAACCCUUUUAGGGUUACCAUGCCCAGUUAACUCGGUUGGGAACUUACCACUUGGCUACAUGAACUUGAAUGAGGCUGAAGAGGUUGAAGCUGUUCUUGCUAAUACAAAACAAAUCCUUAAUCAGUUUCUUCGCAAAUCACAAAUGAAAAGGGCAAACUCCUUAUAUUUCAAACCAUUCAAGCCGUUGGCCCACUAUUCAUCAUUUUUGAAUGAGAUUGAGGACAUGAUAUCUGCAAAAAAAUUUGAAGCUGCAAAGAAAUUGUCUGAAGACCUUAGAAGCUUGACGUUAGAGGGGCUCCAUUAUUUCCAAACAUACGACUGGCUGAUGCUGAUGACGGUUAUUACCCUUGGAUAUGUUGGAUGGAUGAUCGUGCUUGCUCUACAUGUGCUGCAAUCUUAUACUUCACUGCCAGGAGAUUUGUUCAAAAAGGAACAUACAUCUGUGAAGAACAAAUAUACUGGAAAAGUAUAUCUGUCAGGCUUUCUGCUGAUGGCGAUUCUCUCCUUGCUAAACUUGGUGGAGCAUUCUCCGCCUCUUUACCAUGCAUAUAUAGGAAUGACGGUAUUCUUGUGGACACAAAUUUUUAAUGAAUUCCGCUUAAUAAGAGGAAUGUGGAGAUUCGUAAGAGGGAGGAAGAUCGAGUACUUCAUCAAACUUCUGUUAACUGCAGCUGUGUCGAUAGUCAUUGUGGAAUUACUGGUUCAUAGCUUCACGGAGAGAAAGCUCUACACUUGGUUCUUCUUGAUAGCCGGUGUAGUGGCUUCAAUAUUGCUACAUAUUUCAAUCCCUUGGAGAUCUGGGAUACCAGCAUUUGUCUGUAUUUCAUGUUGGUUCCUUUCUGUUUUUACACUGAUGCCGGCUGAAAUCCCUGAUAACAAUAAUUUAGUAGUUAUAAGUGGAGCUAUUGUUAUUGCAAUAAGCUUUGCUGCAAGGUGGAUAGACAUGCAUGCAGGAGGGAAUAAGUUUUGGCAAAGUAUAACUUUUCAUGACAGCAUGAAGCCAGUGUGCUCCAUUCUAUAUUGCAUACAGGUUCUUUUGGUUGGGUUAUCAUCAGUGAUGGUGUUUCUGUCGACAAAGCACCGAACACAGAAUCAAGAACUACAUUCGUCUCAUCAGUUCAUAAACUGGUUGGUUGCUGGUCCUUCAAUGGUCCUCCCGUUGUUUUCAGAAAACAGCAUCCUAUCACGAUUAAGUUCUAUAUUUCUUGGUCUGGCACCUCCGUUCCUUCUUUUGUCUAUCGGAUAUGAAGCCGUCUUUUACAGUGCUCUUGCUUUGGUGCUUAUGGCAUGGAUACUGUUUGAAAACACUUUUCAAUAUUCUAGCAAAGUGAAAGAUAUGUCUCUGUCAGAACGAAACAUGGAAGAGCUUGUCACUAUUGGAAAUGGGGAGAGAUAUUUGCGGCUGUCUGAUGUGCGGAUUCCCUUGAUUUUUAUGGUUUUGUUCAAUGUCGCAUUCUUUGGAACUGGGAAUUUUGCAAGCAUAGCAAGUUUUGAGAUAUCAUCCGUUUACCGGUUCAUCACAAUCUUCAGCCCCUUUCUGAUGGCCGCCCUACUUAUUUUCAAGCUCUUCAUACCUUUCAUGCUUGUGAUAUGUGUUUUUAGUGCAAUAACCAAAUUACUCAGAGUCCCGCGAUUGGGUUGCUACUUUCUUGUGAUCUUGCUCUCAGACAUAAUGACCAUCCACUUUUUCUUCCUGGUAAAAAAUACCGGAAGCUGGAUGGAAAUUGGUAACAGUAUAAGCCAUUUUGGGAUUGUGAGUGCCCAAGUGGUCUUUGUGCUACUACUCUUUGCCCUCACAAACAUGUACACCAAAAGCAUCCGAGUUCAGCCACUGUCAAGUUCCACCUCUCUUAAAACCCUCUGAGAUUUUUGUCCCCGACAAAGAGUUGAUGACAAAACCAUGGUGUUCUGAGAAACUAAAAUCAGCUCCUUUGGAGAUUCCGACACUUGAUGAUGCUUUGUCCAAAGCAUUGGGCUUGGGUGUUUUUGAACGUUGAGGAAAAAGGGGGUCUUUAUUCCGUUUUGAUUGAUAGGAGCAUUAGUAACUUCUGCCUGUUCUCACAGGCCAACGUGAUUGAGUUUUUUGCUAAUGGAUGUAGAAGGAACAAUUUUGGUCGGCAGUCUGUUCGUAUUCCUUUAAUCUUAGAAGAAAUGAUUCGGAUGGGAAGGUUCUAUUUUCACGUACGUAAACUGAAUUUUGUCUUCUGAACAGGUCCCCUUAGUUAAUUCUUCUUGGCAAAGAAAUGUAGAGGAAACAAUUAUUGGA